Messenger RNA from Cyphellophora europaea CBS 101466, 2286 nucleotides. RefSeq lists its product as uncharacterized. Bases 1 to 2286 code for a protein of 761 amino acids. The transcript has a single exon. Lineage: Eukaryota; Fungi; Ascomycota; Eurotiomycetes; Chaetothyriales; Cyphellophoraceae. The record is from RefSeq and is a predicted model, not a curated record.
AUGUCACCUCCUUCGUACCCUCCCAAAAGCAAUCCUACAGAAUACUCGUACAAACCCCGAUCUACGACUCCAGACAGGUUGGGAGACUACAAUCAGAACCGAUACAGAUCGGGAUCCGGCUCUAUGAUGCAAAGGCCCAGUCCUUUCACAGAGAUCUCCAGCGCCAUUGAUAGACAACAGCCGCGCUAUUCAGAAACGACCCAAUUUGGUCCACAAAUGCCACAGAGAGAUGAAGCCACAGAAAGAGCUCGACGUACGAGCAUUAGCGGUAUUCUGCAAAGACCCGAGAGCGCACCUCAACGACCGACGAUGAACGGUAACCCGAUCCCACCCAAUCCUCUGCCGCGUCCUGAGUCUGCGACUCCCUCGAUGAACGGUGAUCCCUUUUCCGCUCCCAAGGCGCCCUCUGAUAGGCCUGGUCCUCUGGGUGGCUCAUACGAUACUAGACCUCCGCCAUUCAGUAACAGACCUCCCACGGCGCAGCCGAUUUCUUUCAAAGAAGUCAGACCGUUCGAAAAACGCGAUUCUCAGUCCUCGUCUCCUGAAUUGCGGCGAGUCCAGCCAAAUGGCGCCGAACGCAGUUUCGGCAGCAUUCUGAAUGACGGACUCGGAUCCCAAGGUAUGGCCAGACAAGACUCACAACUAUCGCAAAGCUCGGCGUUUGGUGGACGAUACGGCCCACGUGCCUUCUCGCCCUUCGCGCCUUCAGUCGCAUCUCAGUCCAUGUCAGUGACCUCUGGGCCCGCAGAAGAGCAAGUACGGAAAGGCAGUGACGAAUUGUCACACAGAGCCAUUCUUGGUCUUGCGACUGAGUCAAGACGAGGGCGAUACUCGCCUGUGCCGCAGGCAGUGCAGGGAGCACAAGCUCAGACUCCUGUCCCUGAAACCGGCAUCAAAACCGAGCAGGGUAGAGUGUUUGCCGGCCUAGGUGGCGGUCUCGGAGCCAGCAGCACCGGUCCUACCUCAACGCCAGGCGGGUUAUCCUCCAGCCCUUUGAAGGAUGGUACUACGCGACUAAGCGAGGAAAACUUGAUGAAGAUGUCGAGAAGCACCUCCGGCAUGGGUAAGCGGGCGCGCAAGUUCGAUGACGAACUCCGUGCCGAGAGCGAUGUUGGAGGUGCCGGUAAGAAAGGGCGCAAGCGGAGCAAGUACGCUCAUUCGUACAAGAUCGACCUCGAAGACAAUGCGCGCCGAGGCACACCACUAUCAAACAGCAUCCAGCGGACUGAUAGCCCUCUGAACGUGACGAGCCAGCCCACACAGCUCUCGCAUCACCAUCACAUGCCUCGUCAGACAGACCAGCGUCUUCUGUACAAGCCAAAGAAGACGAUCCGGAUAUCUUCUAUUCUGACUGCUGCGAAAAGAAUGCCUCGAAAACAUCUUGGAACGUUCAAAUACGAUCCAGCCGUGUCAAAUCCAGUGACAACCAAAUUGGGCGCUGACAAGUUUGAUGUCUCGGUGCGGCCCAAUGCUCUUCCGAGUUUUGACGGACCGGACCAUGUGAAUUGCACCUAUUCCAUUCGUGUGCCAAAGCUGUGGCUUCAGGAAAGGGAACGACGAAUGAUAUGUCGGGAGAACUUCUUAUGGGGCAGCGGCAUCUACACGGAUGACAGCGAUAUCCUGGCUGCUGCGAUGCAUAGUGGCUUCAUCAAGAGUGUGCCGCCAGAAGGGGUGGACCGCUCGCUCUUGGACGAGAUCGCCAAGGCACAGAACACCAAAAUUGAAGGCUUGGUUGACCCUCCAGAAAAGCCGCUUGUGCCGGAGCAGGACAAGGACGCGGUAGUUACCUGUGUGGUGCUCCCAUCCCUCGAGCAGUACGCCGGCAGUGCGAGGUACGGCAUCACGAGCCGAGAAUGGCCGGAUGAGAAGAAAGGCUCAGUGCACGACGGUGUCAGCUUUGCUGUUCUAAAAGUCGAGUUCGUUGCCGGUGGAGUCGAAGCACGCCGUAUGGGCCGGACGGGCAAGGAGCGACGAGAGCGGCUCAGGAAAGAGCUGGACGACCGCAAGAAGGGUCAAGAGCGAAUGAAAGAAAUGAUUGAGCAGAUGAAAAGCCGCAUGAGGAGGCUCGGCAAAGUGCAAAGACGGACCAACGGCGAGCACGUCCGCAAAGAGUUGGCUGGAAAAGCUGCUAUGGGAAGCUUCAAGGAGAAGAUUCGAGUGGAAGAGCAGCGGCAGCAACAGCAGAAGGAAAAGGAGAAAGAGCAGACCCUUCACGCCAGCUUGGACGUUGGACAGGCUCCCGGUGAAUGGUUGCAGCAGCUAGAGACAUCAGCUGUCGACGCGUGA